GUUACAUUAUAAACCGGAUAGAGCAGCAUCUAUGCGGAUUUUUCUCCGUGGAAUGUCAUAAAUUUUGACACAUGUUAGAAAAAGUGAUAUAUAAAUACAAAACGAAACGUUGUAGGAAAGGAGUGAUAUAUACAAAGCAGGUCAAGAUGUUUAUGCUUGUCUCGUCAAUUUUCUUCUUCAUUCAACUGAUUCCGACUGCAGGGGUAGGCGUUUCGACUCAUUGUGGUUUUCAUGCUUUACACCACUUUGCCUUCACCAGAUGUAACGUUACCCACUGUACCAACUACUACCAAGUCAAGUAUGGGAUCUGCCUUGAUUAUAGGAAUUUAGAUUAUGAAGUGGAGGGCAUCGUUCACGGAAGGCGAUUAUAUUAUACUCGAACAUAUGAGAAUGAUCGCAAGAGGGACAUAGAAGUAGGCAAUGGUGACCAGCAAAAAAUUAGGGAUGUGAAAGGAAUGCUUAAAGCAAACAGAAAUGCAAAAAGCUUGCAGAUUGAAGUUCCUGAUACCACAAUGCAGAUAUCGCAUAGAUCAUUUUCUCCCAAGGCUCUGAAUAGGUUGAAAAUAGGUGAUGAAUAAUAAGGUUGUUUGGUGAUCACCAGUAUGCCCUCUACAAAUAGACGUUUUCCUCAUCACUAGCUCCACGUGUAGUACAGUAACAGGAUCAUCUUUAACCAAUCUCCUCCUACUGUGCUAAAAGAUAAAUAGAAUUAAAUAAUAUAACUUUAAGCUGUUUUUAUACACAAAUGUACAUGGUGUUUUCAAUUAAAGGACACAACGCAUGUU
Ostrea edulis (European flat oyster) is the source of this 785-nucleotide messenger RNA. RefSeq lists its product as uncharacterized. Lineage: Eukaryota; Metazoa; Mollusca; Bivalvia; Ostreida; Ostreidae. Bases 72 to 578 code for a protein of 168 amino acids. The record is from RefSeq and is a predicted model, not a curated record. The transcript is spliced from 7 exons.